ACGCAGCUGCCAAAUGAACAUGCGUGCGAGACAGUUCACUGCACUGAAGUUGUUUUAUUUUACAUCGUAGUGGAAAAGUGGGUUGGAAUAGAUAACAAUUAAUCCCAAACUUCUUUUAAUGUAAGUUGUAUCUGCGGGAGGAGGCGUUUGUUAGCAUAGCUGUACCGUUAGCAUCCCUCGUGCAGGUGGUUGUUCCAGAGUUGGUUUUGUUUCAGAAUCUAAUGAAAAAAAUAAAAUGGCUUUUGCAAACCUGUUCGCGAGUCUGUCUGCCCUCCACGACGACGUGAAAAGUCCUGGAGGACCAGCCUUCACAUGCCGGAAGGAGUCUGAGAAAAGAACCAGAGGCAAAGGCAGGAAGAGGAAAGCAGAAGAAGAGCAGCCUGGAUCCCACAACAAGAAGCAACGUUGUCAAGUCCAGAAAAACCCAACUUACAGCUUCAAAGAUGAUAACAUCAAGGCCAAAGACUAUCAUGUACCGAGCACUGAUGGUGCACUGGGAGGCUGCACUGAGGAAGAAAUAAAUAACUACAGUGACAAAGCUGCGCACAAUAUCAGGAACCACAUAGGUCAGAACUACAAAACGAAAAGCAGCUGUGGAGUGAACAAGCAACAACAUCAGGAAAAGAAGAUGAAGUUUCAAAAUAAGCAUAAAUUCAUGGAUAAAGGGAGACAGACCUAUGGAGGGGGAAGAGGGAUGCUGAGAAAAGGUGGAAGAGGCGAUCAACAUGCCAAACAGGAUGCUAGGCCGAAGCCGCCGAGGUUCAUGACACAAGAGUUCAAGGACAAGAAUGUGUUGGAGCUGGACGGACGCUUGCUUUGUCGUCAUUUCCUUCGGGGAUGCUGCAUCAAGGCUGAAAGCUGCCAGCUGGAGCACGUUCAGGGUUACAACGGUCUCCUCCAAGUCGUCUGCAAGUUCUACGUCCAGGGAUUCUGCAUGAAGGGGGAGAGCUGCCCUUACAUGCACAAGUCCUUCCCUUGCAAGUUUUUCCACAAAAACGGAAAGUGUUCCCAAGGAGCAGAUUGCAGGUUUUCCCACGAACCACUAAAUGACGUCACUAACCGACUGUUGGAUGAGGCAUUACAACGAGACAAUGACCUUCAUCAACUUGCAAAGAAAGCUGAACAGGAGUCGUCAGGACAGCUGGCCAACACAGCCGAGACGGAAAUUAUUGAAGCAAAUGAAACCCCUGAUGUGCUAACGCAGCCACUCAGGCCUAACUUUUACAACAGCACAGAUACCGCCAAGGAAACCUUGUUGUGUCCAACAGAAGAGCAGCCUGUUACCACACAUGAAGGUUCCCCUCCACAUGCAUCAGAUGCUGCCCAGCCUCAGACACCUCCAUCUCCCAGCAGUGACCAUACACAGCCAGUUUGUUAUUCAGUGGAAGCUGUUCUUGGAGCUCAGCUGUCCAGACCAUUCCCCAGUUUCUACACAGCUCCUGGAAGUCAAGGUUCUCCGUCUCUCCCUGCGGCACAGACCACUUCUGAUGCCACUCUGGGCUCCACAAACCAAAGCCAAGCUCCGUACUCUGUGGAUGCUGUCCUCCGGUCGUUCAAAUCAGUGGAAAAGUCCACUUUUGGCCAAAGAUCUACCACUCUGCCUGCAAAAACGGUAUCCUACACACCAAAAGCUGCCUGUGAAGAAAGCACUAAACCUCUGCUGAGCUCACAGCAUGGGAAGAUUUCACUAAACACCAGAGAUGAAGCGAACAAACCCCAGAAAAACUUGUUCAAGACUCUGCCAUCUUUCCAAUCGCACACCAGCCGGAUUUCAAAAACCUGCCCUGACCUUUCUCUCACCUCUGAGGACCAUAAAAAUCAAUGUGGAGAUGUUCCAGAGUCUGUAAAAACUGCUCAGAGAACUUCUAGUGAAGUCAAACUGGAGUCGUUGCAUUCUCCUGUCACACAAGUAAAGAAGUGUGCGUCCUCCAAAAGCAAAGGAGAUGUGAACGAAAGUCAAACAUGUCCUGCACCGCUGAAGCCACAUCUCUCUGGUCUGAUGUCUGAUUCACAAUCUCCAGUGACGCCCUUUUCUCCUUCUGUCAGUUUGUCAGAGUUUAAAGACAGAGCUGCUGGUGAACCUGAUUCCUGUUCAGAUAAGAAAAGUGACACCUCAGACUCUCCCAGUCGUCAUUUUGCUGCGAAAAAACAGCAACAGCAGCGUUAUUCUGCUACAACCCACCCAGAGCGCAGCAGCGAAGUGAGAGAUCGCGGCGAUUUUUCCGAUGCAUGCAAGAAGAAUCAGAAACGAACUUUUAGGAGCCUUUUCGCAAACCUCUCCGACAGCGUGAUGCCGGCUCAGCCUCCAGCUCAGCCUCCAGCCCAGCCUCCAGCUCAGCCUCCAGCUCAGCCUCCAGCUCAGCCUCCAGGCUCCAUUCAGGCUCCACGCUGUGCAGAUUUCUCAAGUGAAGAUCUUAAAACUGCAACUGAAUCUUCAUCCACGUCCUUCCGAUGCCUUUUUGCAGCACCGCUCUGUGACGCAGCUGCUUCAUCUCCACGUUUGGAAUCUCAAGCUGAUCAUUUAAGGACUGAUGAUGAUGCAUUUCAUUUAUCCAAAGCAAGAGUUCAAAAUUUAGAGCCGGCUCUUCCGCAUGAGGCCGGAACUGAUGCCGAACAAACUCCUCACAGGCCAACGUCGCCUAAUUCGUCUGCCGGCCGGAGCAAUGAGCCUGUAGACCAGCCGGCGAAUCCUUUUUCUCUCAGUGAGAUUCCCGCAAGUCCAGCUCCUCAAAGUCUAAAUCCGUCCACAGCGUCGGCUCAGCAGCAGCUCCCUGACGUCUCAUCGCCCAGAGGUUCAGUUCUGAAAAGCCUCUUUCUGUGUCUGAGUCCAUAUCAAGAGGACGGAGAGCGGCCAGACAGUGACAUCAGAUCAACGUCCCUCCAGGAAGUGGACUGAAGGACAGAAGCAGCACAGGGGUAAAGCCAGAAGAAGAAGAAGAAGAAGAAGAAACCCAAGACUGAGAACAACACAACAGAUCUGCUAUUAGACUCCUCGGGGCUGCAGGUGUGACUGAACCUCAGGUGCGCUGAUGCAGCGUCAAACCGGGUCAGACGGUCGGACGGUGGCACCGCUCAAGGAGCUUUUUAAGACUUUAGACACCGACGUUUUCCGCUUGACUUUAUUAACUACUGUUUGAAAUCGCAAUGAAUCAUAUUGAAACCAGUUUAUUCGUGUCUGUACAUAACUGAGCAGUUUAUUAGGUACACUGAGUUUUUUUUAACAACUAACACAAAAAUCCAAAUAAACUGAGAGCUGACUUUAUUCUGCAUUCCA
Molecule: messenger RNA, 3274 nt
Organism: Stegastes partitus (bicolor damselfish)
Lineage: Eukaryota; Metazoa; Chordata; Actinopteri; Pomacentridae
Product: mucin-12-like
Exons: 11
Coding region: 236-2896 (886 amino acids)
Biological process (GO): negative regulation of DNA-templated transcription
Cellular component (GO): nucleus
Molecular function (GO): RNA binding; metal ion binding
Source: RefSeq, a predicted model, not a curated record